AUGAGAGACGGAGAUAAGGAUGGGCGGAGAGCGGGAGCCAGAGUCCCGGAACAGACGCGCAGGCCACGCUCUGUUCAAGUUGUGGACGACAAGCUUCAUUGUUGCGCGCGUCGCACACCCCGUACUUUGUGCCCACAGCCCUCUGACACUACUCUUGCGCAGGGCACGCGGCGCUUAGUGCUCCAUCGCCAAAUAUCACCGCCCCUCACUUCAAUUCUAUUCUUUACGUACACCCCCAUCCAGACCCAACCAAAUAUUUUCGCCCCCUUCUUUUUCGCCACCACAGCCUACAAUACACUCUCAUCCCCCAGCGACUUUGACGCGUACUACACCUACAAGCAGAUGAUGGACGCGUCGGAAGCCAGCGACACUAGCUCGUUCCAGGCGACGCAAUUGCUCGAUGAACUCAUGGAUACCGACGGCAACUCAAGCAAGAAGCUCACUGAAACGCGUUCCUCCGUCUUGAAGGGGCCCUUCGUCCACACUAACGAGAUUUCCGUUGACUCUCUUCCUUCCUCCCGCACUUCCCACACCCUCCCUCAAUACCAUUUUCACGGCCUCGCUUCCACUCAGACGCAAUCCCAGAAUGAUGACGAGGAUGAACAGGCCCACGAGGGUUCCCAAAAGGAGAAUAUAGGCGCCGCAAAGUCAAGCAAAGAUCAUGCACAGUCCAUUCCAUCUCCGGUCUCUAGAUCCAACUCUCCACACGUUCCUGCAUUCAAACAUGGGCCUGCCAAAGCACAGGUUGAAGACAAUCGUGCUGGACGUACACCGGUGGCCAAAACAACGGGCAAAAAGGCAUCAGUGGCAGUCACAUUUCAAUCCCCUCAAGCCAAAGCCACCGCCGGAAGUUCGAGCAGACCUCUUCGUACCACCCCUCAUAAACCGACCUACAUGCCUUCACGUUAUAAACCCACCUCUCGACCGCUUUCUCGAUCAGACACGCAGGACUCUUUCGUCCGCGAGGGCGAUAAUUCUGCAGAUCGGCCACUAGUCAAGUCGGAUAAAUUUACUGUCCCAUUGUCCGAGCUCGGUCGCAGCCCUCAGCCUUCACCCCACGCGUCGGCCGCGACAGACAGUAUGUUUCGCUCGCCCAUGCCACUGAGGAGGGCUCCGUCGCUCAGUCCACCGCGUGGCAGAGUAUUGGUCGAGGCUACUCCCUCGCAUUCUGGCAGUGACCACUCUCAAGACGAUCCUCGAGAGCUCUUUCAACGAUUUGACGAGGCCACUCAGCUCCUCGAUGAGCCCGAGAACCAAGCAGGAAACAACAGCAUGCUAGUCGACAAGGAUGGCGGUGACGGAAGCGGAUACGAAAGCAGUCAACCAGGCUCAAGCUACAGGAGGCUCUUGGAUGGUGAACGCGACCCCGAGCCUGACCCUGAACCAACACAGCCGUCGACUCAAGUCGACGAUUCGAACAUGAAUGUCCCAUCGACUGGCGCGACCCCAUGGAGCUUUGGCAAUCAACCCUCCAAUCUAGCUAGCGUCUUUACUACGGUCACUGGGGCUUCCUCUGCUGCCCCUUCAGGCUCAAGGUCCUUAAUGUCAAUGGUUAAUCCAGCACAUCGGUAUCGGUAUUCGAAAUAUGACAUACCAGCACCAGCCCAACCGACUACUCGAAACGUGGAAAGACCUGCGGUGCCACGAACGCCGCCGCCGCCGUCGCUGGGUCCUGAGACCCAGCCCUCGGAGAUUCCUACGCCGUCGCGGUCGCUUCCAACACCUCCAAAUCCUUCCAAUCCACUCGACCGACCGGCGCCGAAGUCGCCUUCAGCUGACAUAGAGGUAGUCCCUGAUUCUGAGCCCAUGGCACCAGAAUAUACCAGGAACCAAAGGAGACCGGUUGUCCCACUGCCUAAGGCCUCACGUACCCCGACUGUAGCCCAGCCCAAGAAUUGCAAAGUUAACCAGGACGAAGACGUUGUGAUAAGUCAUUCGGCUGAGAAGGAAGCCCUUCUCCAGGAAGAGGAGGAGGAGGAGGAGGAGGAGGAGGAGGACAUUCCGUUGGCCGCUGUCACAGGCAAGCGUACCAGAGCAGCUGCGUCUGCCAGACGCACCCAAAAUAAAGGAAAAGGCAAGGCCGUCGAGGCAGGUGAAGAAGAAGAAGAAACCUCAGCCCCCACCAAGUUUGCUGCGAAGGGUAAGGCUACUGCAGCACCCGUCGGAAAAAAGCCUGCCGUUAAAGCAACCCAGAAAGCGUCUGCUCUGCCUACCACGUCCAGGAACGCAGGCCGAUCUUGGGAAACAUCGGAAAUACCUUCCUCAGUCCCUGAACAAGAUGCAAUUGGCGCCCAUGUCACCAAAGUCACUACUGUCACUGGUGUGAAACCGAAGGCAGUUGUACAGAGGACCGCUCCUAGGACCAGGCAAGCUUCCAAGGCUCCCAGUUCGCGUGGCAAGCAAGCUGCGUCCGUAGAAGACUCUGAAGAUGAACCGCUGAUGCGGAGCGAUAAGGAUGACGGGACCGAACCAGCUGACGAAGAGUAUCAGGAGGAAGAUGCCGAUGAACCUCCUCGCAAGCGCAAACGAGCUGCCGCGAAGGCACCAGCUGCUGCGAAGAAGACCAAAGCAGCAUCGAAGCGUGGUCGACGCCCUGCCGCAACACCUGCUGCUCAUACUCAGGCAAAGAAAUUACGAUCCGUAACAGGCAGCAGCCGCGCAAAUGGUGCAAAGGGGUUUCGUGUUUUCGCACUGUGGAAAAUAGAUGGCCACUACUAUCCUGGUGUUGUUCAAUCCGAGACAAGCAACUCGGAGUAUGUCAUUGCCUAUGACGAUCGCACCCUGGGGACCGUGACCAUCGAUCAGUUGCGCCGCGGCCAACUACGCGUAGGUGAUGAAGUUCUUCACAAUGCCGCCAAUCGGAGUACUCGCGUGGUCAGCAUUGACAAUGCAGACAAUGGCAUUAUCCGGAUCCUAUUGGACGACAGUCCUAGAGAUGUGCCAAUGAAGGAACUGAAAAUUGCGGGCAGGGCAAUUGAGUACAACUUCAAUGAUCGCCUCCUCACCCCUGAUGACAUUAUCCUUCCUUCCAUGGGUGCUGCAGCCGUGAAGAGGCCGUUGAGUCCAUCUCCAUCCAAGUCAUCCAUGAUUAGUCUUCCUGCUGCCAGGGCGGCGACGACAGCUCCAGCUCGUGGGAUUCGUGGCAGAGUUCUUGCCAAGACCGGUCUCAUCGUCACUCUUAACGCAGAGAAGGAGGUUUGGGAGAAAGAGAAGGUGAAGGUGAACAACGCGAUCAGGACCGGCGGAGGGACUGUCAUCGACGACGUCUUCUCCGUGAUUCGCAUGGAUGGCCAUUUCGUCGACAACAAGAACAACUGCUACAUCUUCGAGCAAAGCGAGGUUGCGUGGAUUGGCGAUAAUGACAUUGAACGGUUGUUCCUUGUAGCGGACGAACCCAAUCAGAAGCCUAAGUUUUUGAUUGCUAUUGCAUUGGGCAUCCCUUGCUUGUCUACGGCGUGGUUACAAGGGACCGUCUCUGACGGGCAGGAGAGGGAGUGGAUAGGUUAUCUGCUGCCCCAAGGCCGGUCAGCCAUUUUGAAGGGCCGCAUAACUCAGCAAAUCGACUACGACUGGGGAGAAUCUGUUGAGUUUGCUAAGAGACUCCCGACCAAUCCUAUCGCAGCCAAACUUUUUGCGAACAUGCACAUCCUCUGCGUGGGACCACAGAUGGUGCCACAACCAAAGGGCAAGCGGCGAGAGGACAAUGCUGAAACCGCGAAGGUGGUCCCGCGGAUUAUCCUUGCCAUGGGCGCGGAGACCGUUGAAUGUGUCACGGAACCUCGUUUUGCGACCAAGGAACUCGACGACUACAACUACAUCGUCAUUCGGGAACCCGAACAGUAUGUCUCCGAAUUGCCGCCUGCCACCACUGUGGAUUGGGGUUGGGUAAAGGAGUGCUUGAUAGCGUCUCGAUAUUUCCCUGUGCCGACCUGGACGACCGCAGGCGAAUAUUCUCAGGAAGCUUGA
This is a messenger RNA of Cyclocybe aegerita, 3966 nucleotides long. NCBI's taxonomy places the organism in Eukaryota, Fungi, Basidiomycota, Agaricomycetes, Agaricales, Hemipholiotaceae. The record is from the annotation of a GenBank genome assembly.